AUCGCCGUGGUGGCCGUGAUGUGCAAACCCCACCGGUGCCCCCACAUCAACUUCACAGGGAACAUCUGUGUGUACUGCCCGGGGGGCCCUGACUCGGAUUUCGAAUAUUCCACCCAGUCCUACACGGGAUACGAGCCGACGUCGAUGAGGGCGAUCCGGGCUCGGUACGAUCCCUUCCUGCAGGCGCGGCACCGGCUGGAGCAGCUGCAGCAGCUGGGGCACAGCGUGGACAAGGUUGAAUUCAUCGUGAUGGGGGGAACGUUCAUGGCCCUGCCCGAGGAUUACCGCGAUUUCUUCAUCCGCAGCCUGCACGAUGCUUUAUCUGGGCACACCUCCCACAGCGUGGCUGAGGCUGUCAGGCCGGGCUGCGGGCUCGCUGAUAAGCUUCCCUUCCUUAGGAGCAGCUUUGCAAUUAUUAACAUUAUUCAGGAUUUCACAAUCUCCCACAAAGAUCGCCGCUGGAUGGAUUUUUUUGCUUGUCCCUCACGCCUUCCCCUCACGGCCCCGAGCGCGGGGCUGAUGGCGGCGCCUUUUGCUCUUUGCGAGGACAAUGAGGGCAGGGGGAAGGUGUAA
Messenger RNA from Melozone crissalis (California towhee), 573 nucleotides. RefSeq names its product elongator complex protein 3-like. Gene Ontology annotation, cellular component: cytoplasm; elongator holoenzyme complex; nucleus. Gene Ontology annotation, biological process: tRNA wobble base 5-methoxycarbonylmethyl-2-thiouridinylation. The transcript has 5 exons. The annotation marks the transcript as partial. Lineage: Eukaryota; Metazoa; Chordata; Aves; Passeriformes; Passerellidae. The record is from RefSeq and is a predicted model, not a curated record.